AAUAGGUUAGUCCCCUGCCAACGCCGCUAGCCAGCUGUUGGCGUUGCUACUAUAUAUUACUUCUAGCAGACAACGGGUGGACUCUCUGUAUUUCUAAUCUUAAGCAACCAUGGCCAUUCGUAUACGACGCCUCGUUUCCCGGGUGGCUUCGGCGAUGUUUACGGGGGCCUGGUAGCGGGAUCUGAGUGCGUUUGCCGCCUAGCUGCGCGCUUUGACACAAUGACAUGGGGAACUGUUGGACUCAGUGUUGCGGGAUAUUCAGAAGGGAAGCUAACAGAAUUCAGAGAGGAGGAGGGUCUAAAUACUUUAGGAGCAGCACAACCGGAGAGCACUACACAAUAGAGUUUGAGAAUCUUGUGGAGAGUGAUGAGGGUGAGAGUUCACACAGCUGCCCCAGGCCCAUCAGCGAGGAAGAGAUCGGCCAUCUGAAGGAGCAGUGCUAUGGUGCUAUUGUGGACAAGCAGAUGCUGAUCGAUGAAAAGCUGAACGCAGAGUUAGUGGAACAGGAGGAGAAGUUAAGGCUAGAAGAGGAGGCUAUAUGCGCAGCCCAGCGCCAGGCCGCCAGGCUCGCGAAGGAGCGAGUGCUGAAGGAGCAGCAGCUUGCACAGAGGAGCAGGGGGAAGGCUGACGCAGGAGCCACUGGCACACACCGCAAACACCGGCCCUCGGGUGGAGAAUUUGAAGUGUACCUGCAGACUGUGAAGGCUCAGUCGGAAGCGUUCCGCACUAGCCGGCUCUCCUCUGACACAAAUGUAGGGACUCCCAACACAGAGUGCAGCUGGGACUUCACCAGUAAAACUCGAUCUACUAACGAUGAUGCCACUUCCCUUGACCUGGAGUGGGAGGAUGAGGAGGGCAUGAACCGAUUGGGGCCCGUGUGGGAGCGCUCGAAGACGGAGGAGGACAUUCUACGCGCUGCUCUCCGACCGGGCGGCGCGCGCCUAGGCAGUGGUCCCACCUCCACCUCGGAGGACUCCAACGCGCUCGAAUGGGAGAAUGACUUUGUCAGCGCACACGUCGAAGAAGCUAGCGACCGUGGAGAUGAGGAGUUUGAGGGGUUUGUGAAUCCUGCCCUGGACACUCCAUCUGAGACGGCUGAGAUCGAGUCUAAUCCUGACCACCAGGAUAGAUAGUCCCGGCACUGGCCGUGGACACGGGGCCAAACGCCUGGCCCAGUGGGUUUGGACUGGAAUGUUUAAGCUGAAGUUGUUCUACUGUAUGUAUGUAUGUGGAAUAAUUUAAUUCAGCCUCGUUUAAGGUUUAAUCAUUUGUCAGUUUCAAUCAAGUGCAAUUUUUUUAAACAUCUGAUCUAAUGCAGAAAAUGGCCUUGUGUUUUGUUAAGGGUUGAUUGUAAUGCUAUCAUGACUGUCUGUCUGUAAUUUUGACAUAUUACUCUCCCCAGGUUUUUGGAGAGUUAGCCAUUAUCUUUACUGAACUAAAUGAAAAUAUUGCUUGUGACUGAGUAGGCCUACCUCGGGGAGGGGGGACAGAGUUUGUGAAUGUUGCACUCAGUUUUGUAGCUUGCAGUUAUGGUUAAAAAUUCAUUUAUAAUCUUGGAAAAAUGACCUAGCCAUCUGUACAAACACUGCAUUGGCAAACAAAGGUUAUUUUACUCUGCUUUAGGCUGAAAUAGAAAACUGAUGUGUAUUCCAAUAUAUACACCAAAAUAGAAUAAACACCAUACUCCCAUUCCUGCUCUAAAGAAACAGUCUUCAACCUUAAACAGCUUUCUUGUUUUUAGAUCUUUGUCUGCUUUCAGACUACACUAUUCUUCAGUCAUCAAGUUUUUAUAUACGGUUUCUUUUUUUAAUUUAACCUCAAGAGCACACCCCAAAGAAGUCUAAAUAUGUAAGAUCAUUUUUAAUUAGCCUGUUUUGUUCCAAGGGAAAACUGAGUAACGGGACAUCCAAUUAAGGUUUGGAUCCUUAUUAAACAGUGCUGUGCUUACAGGCAGUUCCUCUUUUUUUUUUUAGCUGAAUUUCUGCAUCUACAUAGAGAAAUAUUGUUUUGUUUUACAAAACAAAAUACACUACCUCUGGGCUUGAGUACUCAAGAAUGAUUAAUUGAUUGGGAAACAAAACUGCCAUUAGGUUUUUUUAAAGGUCUGUACAAAUUUCCUGUAGUCUACUUUUAAACAGGCUGCUUUUAACCCGCUACACAGGUGAUAUAAUGUAUGGACAAGUGAAGCCUCUAUAACUUGCAGCAUCCAUGUAGCAAGAAUGACCUGUCACAUGUUUAACAUGAUCUGUAUUCAACCCAAAGUGUUGAUGCCACUAUAAAAAGCCCACGAAGGUGUGAAGAAAAUACUUGCCUUUAAUUUAUGUAAAAGUCUCAAAUGAUAAAAAUAGAGGUGUGUUUGAUUUCUCUCCCCCCACCCCCAAAAUUUUUUUUAUUAAUUUACCUGAUUUUCACAUUGCUUGAUGAACAAGACUGUGCUUUAUGAUGUAAUUCAGUAUCUUCGUGUACCACAGAAGAACCUUUGGACCACUGUGCUUUUAGACUAUGUUAUAAUCAUUUAAACACAAUCAAUUAAGGUGUUUCUGUUUAAAGCCAGAACCACUCAUCUCUGAAAAUUGAAAUGUGUAGUAUGCAUGACCAUUUAUUUAUGCUUAAAAAAAUUGUGUAAUUUCUUUUAAAUUUAAUUUGAAUUAAAUUGUUUGUGUAUGGGUAUGUAUAUGCAUUGGUAUGGAAUCGUGUUGGAUGUAGGCCUCUUACAGGUUUUGGGCCAUGGGAUAAAAGGAGUUUGAUUAUAAUGUUUGCUUGUUUGUUGACUGACACUUGGGCAAAUAUGUAUGAUUGCUGUACAGUUUCAAAAUUGUGUCUUUUCACUUUUAAAAUACUCUUUGUCCAUGUUUGGUUUCUGUGCCCCAAUUGCCACUCUAGUUCACUAAAGCGUACACUUUCUUGGCAUCAGAUGAACGUGGGUUGAUAGCUUUAAUAACUUUGGAGUGAAGAGUUUGGUCAAAGAACACUCAUUAAGCCUUAUUGUAUUUUUUCUUGUCCUCAUUGCUAGUUUUAUGUAAAUAUGUUGACAUAAUUCAACAAAACCUGUGAUGAUGCACAGUUUAUUUCUGAGCAUUCCUGAAGCUGGCAUAUCAACUGAGCAGCUAACAUUAUUCAUAAAUGUGAGGAACUUUAGAAUUGUGCUAUUUUGUUCAUCUACAUGUAUGGUAUUGUGAAAAAGGACACAUUUUCAUAUAUAUACACAAAUGUAAUUGUGAAAGCUUGGCAAACAGCUCAAGCAGAAUGUAACUUUAGUUUUGAAAGCUCAUCUUUGUGACUUGAGUUUGACUGCUAAUAAAAAGGAAGCAUUAUGAA
This is a messenger RNA of Electrophorus electricus (electric eel), 3318 nucleotides long. NCBI's taxonomy places the organism in Eukaryota, Metazoa, Chordata, Actinopteri, Gymnotiformes, Gymnotidae. The record is from RefSeq and is a predicted model, not a curated record.